ACUCUGACAACGACCACUGAAGGAUGGUGGCACAUGUCUAUUGUCACAUCAAAACCAAACCAACGGUUAAGAUUCCCCCGUACGGAAUAUCCAACGGUUGAUCACAUUUCACUCCAACACUCACUUUCUCUCUCUUCUCACCUCUGCACUAUGUCCCAUUUUGGUCGGGACCCCCCUUUAUAUAUGGCAAAGACUCAUCCUUUUACUUUUCUUUCUCUUUCUUCACUGUUCAUUUCAAACCCAAAAAUCCCUCACUUGUGUCUCAAUCAGAAAGUGAUUGGCCACAAAAGAAGGACUUUACUUCAUUACACACUCACUUUGUAUUUUUCUUCUUGCUUCAUUCAAUUUCUUAUUCUUCUUCUUCCAUUUUCAAUGGUGAUCUUGAACAACGUGUCACCUUUGUUAUUGCUAUUGUUUCAAUUGGUUUACUCUUUUGGGUCAUAAGGGUCAUAGGUUCACUUAAUUAAUCUUGCUUCUUCUUCUUCUUGUUUUUCUCGUUUUCACUUAACUUCAGCUUAUUUUCAUAAGUUUGUUUCAAAAAAAGCUUAUUUUCAUAAGUUAACAAAAACCCUUUUUAGCUUUACUUUUUUUUUUUUUUUUAAGGUUUUUUAUUUUUUAUUUUAUUGUUUUGUUGUGGUGGGGUUUUUAGUUUGUUUCUUCAUCAUUUUGUAACUAUUCACAUGGAUCCCAUGUUGUUGGUUUUUUAAGGUAAUGUUUGAUUUUUGAAAUUAGUGUUUUUUGUUUUUGUUGGGAUGGAGUGCAUUGGAAAGUGGGAGAGAGGUAUGAGUGAAUGUAAUAAUGGGUUUGAGGAAAUUGAGGAUAGGGACUCUGAGUUAGGGUUCAAUGUGUCUGUGUGAUUGCUAAAAAUUGUGUCUUUAUAAAGAGGGAAAAAAAGGGUAAAGCUUUGUUGUUAUGAAGCUUUCAACAUCAGGAAUGAGUCAGCAAGGACAUGAAGGAGUAGAGAAGAAGUGUUUGAAUUCUGAGCUAUGGCAUGCAUGUGCGGGUCCCUUGGUGUCCCUACCAACUGCAGGGACUCGUGUGGUUUACUUCCCUCAAGGUCAUAGUGAGCAGGUUUCUGCCACUACUAACAGAGAAAUUGAUGGCCAAAUACCAAAUUAUCCGAGUUUGCCGCCUCAGUUGAUAUGCCAACUUCACAAUGUUACAAUGCAUGCAGAUGUUGAAACAGAUGAAGUGUAUGCUCAAAUGACGUUACAGCCGUUGACUCCGCAAGAGCAGAAAGAUACGUUUCUUCCUAUGGAAUUGGGGAUUCCAAGUAAGCAGCCUUCAAAUUAUUUUUGCAAGACAUUGACAGCGAGUGAUACCAGCACACAUGGAGGGUUCUCUGUUCCUCGUCGUGCAGCUGAGAAAGUUUUUCCUCCAUUGGAUUUCUCACAGCAACCUCCUGCACAAGAACUAAUUGCUAGGGAUCUCCACGACGUCGAGUGGAAGUUUCGACAUAUUUUUCGGGGACAGCCAAAACGACACCUUCUUACCACAGGCUGGAGUGUAUUUGUUAGUGCCAAAAGACUUGUAGCUGGAGAUUCUGUGCUUUUCAUUUGGAAUGAAAAAAAUCAGCUUCUUUUGGGAAUCCGUCGAGCCAGUCGGCCACAAACUGUUAUGCCAUCAUCAGUUCUUUCCAGUGAUAGUAUGCACAUUGGACUUCUUGCAGCUGCAGCCCAUGCUGCAGCAACGAAUAGCUGUUUUACAGUGUUCUUUAAUCCAAGGGCUAGUCCAUCCGAGUUUGUCAUACCACUUUCAAAAUAUAUAAAAGCUGUGUACCAUACACGUGUUUCUGUUGGUAUGCGCUUCAGGAUGCUUUUUGAGACUGAAGAAUCAAGUGUGCGCAGGUACAUGGGUACUAUAACUAGCAUAAGUGACAUGGAUCCUGUUCGGUGGCCGAAUUCUCAUUGGAGAUCUGUUAAGGUCGGAUGGGAUGAAUCAACAGCUGGGGAGAGACAGCCUCGGGUAUCGUUAUGGGAAAUCGAGCCUUUAACAACAUUUCCAAUGUAUCCAUCACUAUUUCCUCUUAGAUUGAAACGACCAUGGCAUCCCGGCACUUCUUCUUUUCUUGAUGGCAGAGACGAAGCAACAAAUGGACUAAUGUGGCUGCGAGGCGGUCCCGGAGACCAAGGUCUUAAUUCCAUGAAUUUUCAAGGUGCUGGAUUGUUGCCCUGGAUGCAGCAGAGAAUGGAUCCAGCUUUACUUGGAAACGAUCAUAACCAACAAUACCAAGCCAUGUUGGCUGCUGCUGGUUUGCAGAAUCAAGGGAAUGUGGAUCUUUUGAGGCAACAAAUGAUGAAUUUUCAACAGCCUUUCAAUUAUCUUCAACAAUCAGGAAAUCUCAGUCCUUUGCAACUUCAGCAACAGCAAGCAAUUCAACAAUCUGUAUCGACUAAUAUCCUUCAACCACAAGGCCAAGUAUUGGCACACAACAAUCGAGAAAACCAAGCACAGCAACCGCAACACACUUAUCAAGAUACACUCUUAAUUCAAGGUGAUCCACUCCAUCAGAAGCAACACCACUCUAGUUUACCUACACCGUCAUAUUCAAAACAUGAUUUCUUAGAUUCAGGCAUGAAGUUUACUGCUUCAGCUUCGCCUAGUCAAAACAUGCUUGGUUCGCUUUGUUCUGAAGGGAGUGGAAAUCUAUUGAAUUUAUCAAGAAGCGGUCACUCUAUGCUGAAUGAACAGUUACCUCAACAAUCAUGGGACUCGAAAUAUUCACCUUCACAGGUCGAUGGCAUUGGAAACUCAAUGUCGCACGUGCAGUAUUCCGGGAGAGAUACAGCAAUCGUACCACCGCAUUGCAACUCAGAUUCCCAUAAUUCUGUUCUGUUUGGGGUCAAUAUCGAUUCGUCUGGCCUUCUGCUCCCUACCACUGUCCCUCGUUAUACUACUGCAUCAGCUGAUGUCGAUGCAUCGACAAUGCCAUUAGGGGAGUCUGGUUUCCAGCGUUCUCCAUAUCCUUGCAUGCAGGAUUCAUCAGAGUUGUUGCAAAGUGUGGAGCAGAUUGAUGCUCAAAACCAGAUUCCAAUAUUUGUGAAGGUAUACAAAUCAGGUUCGGUAGGGCGCUCACUUGACAUCUCGCGGUUCAGCAGCUAUCACGAGCUGCGGGAGGAGUUAGCUCAGAUGUAUGGAAUUGAGGGGAAAUUUGAAGAUCCUCUUAGAUCAGGCUGGCAGCUUGUAUUUGUCGACAGGGAGAACGAUGUUCUUCUCCUUGGAGACGAUCCGUGGGAAUCAUUUGUCAAUAAUGUUUGGUACAUCAAAAUACUUUCUCCUGAAGAUAUUCAAAAAAUGGGAGAACAAGCUAUAGAAUCCGUUGGUCCAAGUCCUGGACAAAGGCCGAAUAACACUGGUGCAGAAUCUCACGACAUUGUUUCUGGACUACCAUCAUUAGGCUCACUCGAUUACUGAGAUUAUAUGAUAAUCUAUUCCCUCAGAUUCCAUGGUCUCGGCGAUUACUAUUACUACAUGUUUGUUACUUAUGUUUGAAACAUUGUUACCUAUCAACUUAUAUUCUGUAUUGUCUAUUCCACUUUCACUAUUAUUAUCAUCUGUUCCUGGACUGUUAAAAUUGUCGAAAACAAUGAGACUUAGGACAAACUUUUAUGACAAUUUGUAAACUUGUGUACCUAAAGCAGAAACAUAGUGUAACUGCUAUUGUAGCAUUUUAUUA
Trifolium pratense (red clover) is the source of this 3676-nucleotide messenger RNA. Its product is annotated as auxin response factor 8-like. The record is from RefSeq and is a predicted model, not a curated record. The transcript has 14 exons. NCBI's taxonomy places the organism in Eukaryota, Viridiplantae, Streptophyta, Magnoliopsida, Fabales, Fabaceae. The coding region runs from base 913 to 3414 and encodes 833 amino acids. Gene Ontology annotation, biological process: regulation of DNA-templated transcription; response to hormone. Gene Ontology annotation, cellular component: nucleus. Gene Ontology annotation, molecular function: protein binding; DNA binding.